Messenger RNA from Talaromyces proteolyticus, 597 nucleotides. RefSeq lists its product as uncharacterized. Lineage: Eukaryota; Fungi; Ascomycota; Eurotiomycetes; Eurotiales; Trichocomaceae. The transcript is spliced from 3 exons. The record is from RefSeq and is a predicted model, not a curated record. Bases 1 to 597 code for a protein of 198 amino acids.
AUGACGGUUGGGUCUCAUCAGCAGGAGACGAUUGAAACUCGGCGACAACAUCUGUCGUCGAUCCCUCGAGCUGUAUGCGUUGCCCAAGGAGACAUUAUGGUGUCCCCUGAACUGUCUCUUGAUAAAAAUUUACUAUAUCAUAAGGAAGAGCAGAUUGAAAAUCUUAAAAAUCGCCUUGAGAUUGUUGAGGAUCAGCUUGCCAAUCAAAAUUCAUCGAUAUCCCCGGCGGCUCCUCUUACGUCUAGUGAAACCCCAAUUCAGAUUGAGCGUGAAGCUGAACGCUCAACAGACCAGCUGAGAGACCUAUACGAGGGUAGCUCCUCGUUUACCAGCCAAUCUAUCCAAGCCAAAGAAGUUGCUGAAACCGUUACCAACGCCAAUAGAGCAGAAACUGGACUUAGUAUAAGUACGACAUUGAAAGAUCUAGACAGGUUUCUACGGUGUGGAGAUACUGUCAGUCAUAAAGACCAAGUAAUAUCCGGGAAUACGACAUGUAAUCUUCAAAGCACUUCCUUGCCUUUGCCAGCUGGAUUAGUGCUUGCUAUCUUACAUAGAAUCCAUGAGCAAUUCCCUGUCCAGAAAAUUGGAGGCGGCUAA